GGAGGCAGGUGAGGCUUCUUCUUAUGUAAGGCUAAAUUUAACCAACACAAUCUAGGGCCCACUACGGCCCAAAACUAAACUCACCCCCACACGCACUCUCACGCUCAGCUGCAAACGCCAUCAGUAUCACUUCUCGUGUCUUGUCUCCACCCAAGCGGAAAACCGGACGACCCGAAAUUCGAAUCGGAUCGAAUCAAACCAAACCCCAACCUCAACCCGAACCAAACAUGUACCGAGACGUCUCCAGCUGCAACACCUACAACUACGGUGACGCGCUCUACUGGGACGCGCGCUACGUGCAGGAGACCGGUUCCUUCGACUGGUACCAGCGUUACUCUGCUCUCCGUCCUUUUGUUCGCAAGUACAUCCCUACCUCUUCGCGUAUUCUCAUGGUCGGCUGUGGCAAUGCCCUUAUGUCUGAGGACAUGGUCAAGGAUGGGUAUGAAGACAUAAUGAAUAUUGAUAUUUCUGCAGUGGCCAUUGAGAUGAUGAAGAGAAAAUAUGAGUAUAUCCCUCAGCUAAAAUACAUGCAAUUGGUGAAAUAUAUCAUUUGA
This is a messenger RNA of Pistacia vera, 554 nucleotides long. RefSeq names its product EEF1A lysine methyltransferase 4-like. Gene Ontology annotation, molecular function: S-adenosylmethionine-dependent methyltransferase activity. The transcript is spliced from 3 exons. Bases 228 to 554 code for a protein of 108 amino acids. NCBI's taxonomy places the organism in Eukaryota, Viridiplantae, Streptophyta, Magnoliopsida, Sapindales, Anacardiaceae. The record is from RefSeq and is a predicted model, not a curated record.